Molecule: messenger RNA, 2206 nt
Organism: Populus euphratica (Euphrates poplar)
Lineage: Eukaryota; Viridiplantae; Streptophyta; Magnoliopsida; Malpighiales; Salicaceae
Product: dentin sialophosphoprotein
Exons: 8
Coding region: 119-1945 (608 amino acids)
Molecular function (GO): microtubule binding
Source: RefSeq, a predicted model, not a curated record
CUCUCCAUAAACUUUCUCCCCCUUUCUAAAUAUUAUUAGUAAUAUAUGUGUGUUAAAGGACUUCAAGAAUUGAAGAAGAAUCCUUGAACGAACGAGAAGAAAACAAAAUUCAUAAAAAAUGUCCGCUGUAAGAAAUUUUCAAGAUUUUCAAUUCUCAGACGUUUCAGACAGUAGAAAGAAAGUUGAUGUUCAGAGCCUGGAUCCUCAGCAUCUUCAGAAUCAUGCGGAUGGAGUUGGACAUAGAGAGACGGAUGCUUCACGUUCUGAAUCCGAGUUUAACUUGCGUCAAAGUUUGGCAUGGGACAGUGCCUUCUUCACUAGUCCAGGAGUUCUGGACCCUGAAGAGUUGGAGACGCUUAGUAUUCGGGUUGUGGAUAAUGGAGUAGACACAGCUGGCGGUGGGGAUCUGAGGUCUGUACCCUCUCGGUCUGCAGGACCAGAAGGGAAGAGUGCAAUUGAUGAGUGCAGUUUGCGCAAAAGUUUAACUUGGGAUAGUGCCUUCUUUACAAGUUCAGGAGUUUUGAGUGCUGAGGAGCUGUCUUUUGUUAACGGAGGAUUUCGACUAUCACAAGGACAUACACGUCCUGGGAUUAAAGAAGUCUGGAGGUCUGCUGAAUCAAACUCAACAAGAAAUGCCGAUGCUUACUCCCUUGCAAGCCUUGAGAUUGAUCUUUUUGACAAUGUGAGAGUGUCCAUGCGGAAAUCAAACGAUGCAUCAUCCACUAAGGAAACUUCAUCUAGAAAAGUUAGAAGAGAACAUGAAAUGCAAAGGGGUAAUACUUCAAAAACAUCGGAUGCUUCCUCUCGAUUAAGAGCAAAGCAGGGACCUAAUAAAGAAUCCAAAUCGUUUAUCAAGUCACCAAAUAUAUUCUGCCAAAGUCGCAAUCUAUCCGCAGCUCCCAACAAAAGGGCCUCUUCGGGUGCAAACAAUGUUAAAAUGGAAAACAAAGGUGCACAAGCUGCUUCUGGGAGAACCAAGAUUGUGUCAAAGAAAACUUGUAUCCGGGAUUCAUGCAGUAUUAUCCGUAGUUCAACACCACCAGUGAAAUCAUCUUCUUCAGCUGCACCCUUUGGGAAAGAGCUUGGAGGAUCUGGCUGUGUUCCAAAUUUCACUGUUAAAUCUUCUCCAGAUUCUCUGAGGAGAACAAUUAAUUCCCAGGUCUCUGCUUCUGCUUCAAUCUCUAGAACUCCCCGACAACAUUCAGCUGGAAACAUAAAAGAGCUGGUGAAUUCUAGCAACUCUACUAGUUUGUUAUCCACACCCAAGUCGUCAUCCUGUACAUCGCCUGCUAGUUCCACAGAUGGAUGCUCCUCAGAAUCAUCUUCCAUAAUUCUCAACACAAGAUCUGCUGCCAUUCAUGCAACUACAGCAUGCAGAGGGAUUUCUUUCAGCAAGGAUGCCUUUCAAAUAUCAGAUUCUAAGAGACGUCAAUGCAAUGAAUAUUUGAUACAUGAAAGUCAUAAAACAAAGUUCAUGAACGCACAACUCAAUAAAAUCCCAGAGGGAACCAGUCUUAUCGCAUCCAUUGUUUCAAAAGGUUUACAAUCUUCAAGUCUCCGAAUGCCAUCGCCAAAAAUUGGAUAUUUUGAUGCGGGAAAUUCCAUGGAUAUAACACCAAAUGGAGGCCUGAAGUUUUCUGGUGUACAAUCCACUUCUUCCAAAUACAGAGGUGGUAUUAGUAAUGCAAAUGGAGCUGCAGAUAGAACAAGAAACAGAAUGCAUCAAUUGGUGGGAGCAACACCGAUAUCUGUAAAUAGAGCAGGCGCAAAGGAGCCGGGCUGCUUACAGGAGAAGAAGCAACCUUUGAAGGAGCUUGAAGUUGUCAAGGCACAUGUUCCUGAAAAUAAAGUGCAUAGAUUUAAUGAAGAUAACAAAGAGAAUAUAGGUAGUUUUGAAAAUCAGGUUGAUGACCUGAGUAGACGUAUGGAAGGCAUUGCUUUUUAGGAGGGACUUGGUUACGUAGUCUGAAGUAAAUCAAUGUCCUUUACAGUUUGCUAUCUCGAUUAUUUACAAGGGUGUUAGAUGUUGGAUUUUCCUUAAUUGUUCAACCAAAGAAUUCCAUAGUGAUGGCUGAAUUAUGACUUUGUAAGCGUCUUCUCCCCCUAUAUUGAUGCGGUCAUAAAGCAUAUCGACGAAUCAACAAAUCCGGGUACUUUUCUUAGUGAACAGAUAAAUCUAAGAAACUCAAUGGAUAACUGUUCUCUC